Spirodela intermedia is the source of this 3485-nucleotide messenger RNA. Lineage: Eukaryota; Viridiplantae; Streptophyta; Magnoliopsida; Alismatales; Araceae. The record is from the annotation of a GenBank genome assembly.
AUGGCUUACGGAUCGGUGGCGCCGGCUAGCAUACCUAGUGAAAAGCCAGCCCCAGGUCAGCGAUGGCUUGCUUUCCCCGCGCCAUGGUCUGGUCAGGAGAAGCUUUCCCAGGAUUGCUUGAUCAAUCAUUGCCUCUGGUUGUAGGAUUUAGCUGCGGUUCCGGAGGUGAAGAUGAACUGUACGGUGAGCUAUGGAGGGCCUGCGCCGGACCGCUUGUGGAGGUGCCGCGGCUCGGAAGCAGAGUCUACUACUUCCCUCAAGGGCACAUGGAGCAGGUGAGUCUUCCCCGAUGUUUGUUCAAUUUUCCGCCGCAGGUCUUUUUCCGAUCACGAGAAGAAUUUCUUUCCCCCGUGCUCGAGGCUUUUCUCUAAUUUCCAGUUUUUCCUAACCAAUUUUGUGUUCUUGCAGUUGCAGGCGUCAACGAAUCAGGAGUUGGAUCAGAAGAUUCCCCUGUUCAAUCUCCCAACCAAGAUCCUCUGUCGUGUGGUCAAUGUUCUGCUUCGUGUAAGCUAGAAAACUCCGCUUUCUCCCUUCCCCGCAAAAUUUACCUCAAUUUUCCCCCUUCGCUUCUUGGUCUGGUCCUUUGGCUUGGGUCUGAUUUCUUCGACAAUUCAGGCGGAGCCGGAGACUGACGAGGUCUUCGCUCAGAUUACCCUUCAACCAGAACAGGAUGUAAGAUUUCUCUUCUUGUUCUGGUUAUUUCUUGAGGUAUAUUAUCUACCUUUUUUGGUUCUCCGUUUCUGUGGUUGGCUGAUCUGAUGAUCUCUCUCAGCAAACCGAGCCCUCGAGCCCCGACCAAUGUUCUCCGGAACUCCCCAGGCCAUCAGUGAAUUCCUUCGUCAAGAUCUUGACGGCUUCUGACACGAGCACUCACGGUGGUUUCUCUGUUCUCCGUAAGCAUGCCAGUGAGUGCCUCCCCCCGCUGGUGAGCUCUCCUAAACUCUUUUCUCUCUCUCGUUCUCUCGCUCUCGCACGCUCGCUCGCUCGCUCGCUCUGGUGGUGGGGCCUUUUUUCCAUGACGGCUGUUGCUGUUUCCCAUGGCCAGGACAUGACCCAGCAGAUACCAACCCAGGAGCUGGCCACAAAAGACCUCCAUGGCUUUGAAUGGCGGUUUAAACAUAUCUUCAGAGGUAGCUCGCCGUCCUAACCACUGCCUCCACCGGGAAAGGGAUGCCCGGAAUAUCUCUUGAUUUUAUUUGAUUUUACCAGAAAGAGCUUUUACAUCCUUCUUUCUCAUCAAAUUUAGCCUUUGACAAAAAUUCUCAGGUCAACCCCGAAGACAUCUGCUCACAACCGGAUGGAGUACGUUCGUCUCGUCCAAGAGAUUGGUCGCGGGGGACGCGUUUGUGUUCAUGAGGUCGAUGAGCAUCCCAGUUUGUAGAGAAAUAGUCUCUAAUAUCUCAGAUGCUCUGAUAGCAAUAAAUAUUAUUCAUUUCUAUGUCUCGACAGAGGGGAGAAGGGAGAACUGCGAGUUGGGGUCAGGCGGCUCGCCCGGCAACAGAGCACGAUGCCCACCUCUGUGAUCUCUAGUCAGAGCAUGCAUCUCGGUGUUCUUGCCACUGCAUCACACGCUGUCAUGACCCAGACCCUCUUCAUCGUCUGCUACAAACCGAGGUCAGUGGGUAGGAUUCCCGUUGUAUUCUUUCUUUUCUUAUGCGGCUGUUGACGGAUCGGUGGGUCAUCUUGCGUAAUUUGCCCAUCAGGACCAGUCGAUUCAUUGUAAGCUUAAACAAGUAUCUAGAGUCCGUGAAGCACGGUUUUGCUGUCGGAACGAGAUUCAAGAUGAGAUUCGAGGGGGAGGACACUCCGGAGAAAAGGUACGGCUGUUCGGCGAUUUGAAUUUCCUCUGAUGAAACUCUUCUCUGAAGAUCCGCGGGCCUUCCUGAGGAUGUGUUCACGUCAUUUCCCUGUUUUGGCAGCUUUACGGGCACCAUCGUCGGCGUUGGGGAUAUUUCUCCGCAGUGGGUCGAUUCAAAGUGGAGAUCUUUGAAGGUUAAUUGGCACUUUUCUCCUCGUUUUCUCGUCCAAACGAUUACACUUCGCCGCUUGUCCGCCGCUCUUAAUUCGACGAGGGUUUGACCUUUCAGGUUCAGUGGGAUGAAGCCACGGGUGUCCAGCGACCCGACAGGGUUUCGCCGUGGGAGAUAGAGCCCUUCACUCUUUCCGCGCCAAACGUGAGUUCACCUCACCCGCCUGCGGGGAAGGCUAAGAGGCCUCGCUCGGGCAAGGAUCUCCCCGCCCUUGGUAAUCAAAUAUCCGAGAUUAUGUGCCCGUCUGCGACCGCGUACCAUUCUUUCUUUGUUCCGAACUGAUCUUUAUGCUUACACAGAGGUCGGCCAGCACUUCUGGUAUCCCGGAGCCAGGCAGCCGAAUGAUUCAGGUAACAUGGGCAGCGCAGAAGCUCAGAGCUCCGAAACCCAGAUGUUGUGGUCUCCGAAACCGGGAGAAGCCAAGGGGAAGAGUGCCCUGAGCAGCGGUGGCCGGUGUAUCUUUCCAGGACCAGAUGGCUGGCUCCAGAAUAAGCCCGUGAAUAGCCCGUCACACCAGCUCACGGAUGUUUCUCUGAAGCUGUUCCAAGGUGUUAAUGUAGACGCCAAAUCUGUUCCACCAUGCCCUCCAUCAUCGGGCCUUGUGGCCGAGGAAUCUUCCUUUGCGGUGAAAGAUGACAAGGAAACAUUGAAAAAGCCGGACUCUUGUAGUGGAUACCGGUUGUUCGGCAUUGAGUUGGUGAACAACAGCAGCACGGCAGGCGCAUUCAGUGUGUCCAGCACCGCAACGAAUGAAGAGAUAGCCCCCGGUACGGCGUCAGCAGGAGACUCGGACCAGCAGUCUUGGCUCUCGAAAACCUCAAAGGAGCAGAAGCCAGCGUUGCCCAAGGAAACUCCGGCCAAGCAGAACUGCUCCACCAGGAGCCGGACUAAGGUGAGAGUUACAGUAACGUGGAACCCUCUUACUAAUUGUAGGUCUUCUGUCGGCGAAGAGGCUUCCGCUCGGAUGAACUGAAAGCUAUUAUUUUCUUUAUUUCUUGUUAAAAAAAGGUUCACAUGCAAGGGUUUGCCGUGGGGCGAGCCGUUGACUUGACUGUUCUGCAAGGGUACGACGAGCUGAUUGCGGAGCUGGAACAGAUGUUUGAGAUUAGCGGUGAGCUUCGUGAUCGGAAUAAGUGGGAGGUGGUGUUCACAGACAACGAAGGGGAUAUGAUGCUCGUGGGCGACGACCCAUGGCCGUAAGCCGUUCUUGCUCUUCCAUACCUCCUCUUUCUGCCUUGCAUCCGGUGGCAUGAACGAUGGUGUGAUCCUCGCAGGGAAUUCUGCAAGAUGGCCAGGAAGAUUGUUAUUUACACUUGCGAGGAGGUCAAGAACAUGCAGCCGAGGGCCAGCCUUCCUUCGAUCCCCGUCGAAGAUGAAGAAGAUGAAGGCGGCGGCGAUCCACUCGCGCCUCACCAACCUGGACCGACCCUAAGUGGAGGCUCCGCGCAUGUCUAG